Molecule: messenger RNA, 2272 nt
Organism: Meriones unguiculatus (Mongolian gerbil)
Lineage: Eukaryota; Metazoa; Chordata; Mammalia; Rodentia; Muridae
Product: apolipoprotein L3-like
Exons: 5
Coding region: 246-734 (162 amino acids)
Biological process (GO): lipid transport; lipoprotein metabolic process
Cellular component (GO): extracellular region; membrane
Molecular function (GO): lipid binding
Source: RefSeq, a predicted model, not a curated record
UGUUUAUCAUGAUGGCCCAAGAACCAGAAAUUUUUCUUUCACUUUCGUUCACUGGGUAUAUCAGGCCCAGAGCCAGUGUCUGCUUGUGUCUCAGAUGUGCAGUUGCUGACUGGGUCCACACAGCAAAGGAGGGCUGGGGUCUAACCAUUCUUGCCGACAGGAGGAUUCUGAGCCUGGGCAUAUGAACAGCAACGAGAAAAACCUGUUACCGUCCUGUGGCCUGCCCUGGGGACCCAGAAGAAAUCAUGGCAAAACUAGUGGGACUACGCUUUGUUGAAGAAGUCACUGAUUAUCUCACAGACACAUUCUUAAGAGAGGAUCUGGAGCGGCUGAUAACUGAAGAUCAAUACUGGAAGACAUUUGUGGAGGAAGCAGAGUUGUCAAGCGAGGAGGAAGCUGCCCUGCGUGCUGCACUGAAAGGAUAUUUAGCACAGGAGCCCGCAGAUAAAGAUGACCGGCGUCAAAGGGAGCUGCAGAGAAAGAGGUUCCUGGAAGUAUUCCCUCAGUUGAAAAGCAAACUUGAAGAAGACAUCAGGAAGCUUCACGGUCUGGCUGACCACCUCGACGAGGUGCACAGGGGCUGCACCAUCUCCAAUGUCGUGUCCAGCUCUACUGCCGUUGCCUCUGGAGCCCUGGGCCUCCUUGGUUUGGCUCUAGCACCCUUUACAGCAGGGGCCAGUCUGGCGCUCUCAGCAACUUCCUUGGGGCUGGGAACAGCAGCAUCUCCCCUUUAGGUCUCUUCUCCUGGGACAAGAAGAAAUGCCAUCAAGAUGUAGAUCUCUGGUAGAGCAGAGGACUCUGAAUCCUUCACCAGAGGUGCCCUGUGGGUGAGACAUCAAGGUAUAAAUUCUGCUAGAGAGGAUGCUGGGAACUUCUUAGAGGAAGCAAUGCAUGAUGGUUCUAGGUAAUGGUGGCUUUCUAAUGCCCUGUUCAACAACUUCUGCACACCACAGAGCCCAGGAAUGAGCUGAGGGGGGAGGAGAGGCAGUGUGCCUGGAGGGGUGGAACUGGUCAGAACUGGAGGUGUGGAGAGUGAUCUGUGGGAGUCCCUGAGCCUGAAAGUACAUGGUUUUUUUUUUUUUUUUCCCUUCAAGACCUUGGAGAACCCACAACAAUACAGGUCUGUAGAGAAGAAUCUAGAAGGUCAGCCUGAGGUUGGCCAUGUGUUAGGGCCAGAAUGAGCCUAAUAUCUAGAAGGGAUGAAGAGAACUCAGGAGACGGAUCUCAUGGAUGGAAAAUCACAAGAGGUUUAUUUUGACCAUUGAGCAAUGGGGUCACCCCUGCUGGUCUGCAAGGAGUGGCACUGGGAGACAAAGGCCUUAGGUUUUUAAAGGACAAAGCGUGGGAAUUUUCAGGGCUUGCAGUCUUGUCAAUUCAGGAUUGGAUGAGGUAUUUAACUUUUAAAAUAAUUGGUAGGUUCUGGGCACCCUUAGGUCUGGUCAGCCCCGUCAUAAAUAUCUGAUUUUCAAGUCAGUUUGGAAUUUCGUGCCAUAUGAGAUAUAGCCACAAUUAAAGGUGGGAGAAUGAUUAACUCAUCCCGAGUCUGUUCUGAGGAGUGGGGGCUAUAGGCUUUGGGUCAAAGGUCAGGAGCUAUUCAGGAGGAGGAUUGGGGCCAUUUGGCCCAGUUUCCAAACAAAGUUUACCUCACAGGCACUGGACGGUGAUUUACUCUCUACCUAAUAGAGAUCUCUGCUUGUUCUCUUCCUUAUCUCUGCCCAAACAGAUGGCUAAAGUAAAAGCACAAAGAGCCUUUAAUUAACAUGGGCCUAAAACUUGCAAAUAUAAGUUAUAAGGCAAUUAAAAGAAACAUAGGUUACAAAGUUAGUCUGAUUCUUUCACAUGUGAGUGUGUGGAAAAGAGUGGAGUGAGGAGGGAGGGCCAGCACCUGGGUCUGGGGUUUGCUGGAUCUGAGCUGCUCAGAAGAGGAGUUUCUCCCUCUUGCUUUGAGUUCUGGCCUUUGUCCCUCAUCAUACAGUCACAGCCUGUGGCAGCACCCAGACCCCCAAGAAGAUCUGGGUGCUGCUCCAAUUCAGCCUCUUGCCCUCGAGAGAAGGCAGCUCGAGAGAAAGGUGUCUACCCAUUUUAUGUACUCAUGGAUGAGAGGAUGGCUGGCCUCCGAGCCUUGUUGUGUCUUGGUGCACUUGUGAAGAAGAGAGAAGCUUUCCCUCAGGAGGAACUUCUGAGCUGCCGGUGCUCAGCUCAGAUGGCAGAAUCCUUGAGGCCUGACAGGGGACCCCAAAAGGAAGGUGUCUGAUGUGGGUGCCCACUCCAC